Messenger RNA from Cotesia congregata, 8721 nucleotides. The record is from the annotation of a GenBank genome assembly. Lineage: Eukaryota; Metazoa; Arthropoda; Insecta; Hymenoptera; Braconidae.
AUGGACCCCAGGAAGAUGCUCGCGUUUUGCAUCGCCGCUGCUAUUGGGGUUCUCGCGGUUCAAACUGGCCAGGAGACUACCAGGGACCGAUAUUUAGCUCACUACAGCACGCCUUCCGCGGGUCCGCAGGAUUUUGAUAAUCACUCCCACACUAAUCCGCCAGCUGGACCUAAUAUAUGUAGAUCGAGAUAUCGGACUUAUUGCUGUCCUGGUUGGUCUAGGAAACAAGAUACUGGUCUUUGCAUCAUUCCAAUAUGUGCGCGCCGUUGCGGUAAUGGAAGAUGUAUUCGACCAAACGUUUGUCUCUGUGACGGAGGGUCAGUAUCAGCAUCUUGCAACAGCAUAACCAGCAGCAUCCCAUCAGUUUCAUCUCAAGGCUCCUCUUCCUCCCCAAGCCGAGGACAUGAACCGAGAGAGCGACAAGAAGAUCACAGGGGUCUGCAAACGCGGAACGGUGGAACCUGCAGAGCGCGAUGCAUCAAUGGAAAUUGCGUUGACGGGAGGUGUCAGUGCAGAGCUGGGUUUGAAGGAGAAUUUUGUAAUGAACCAAUUUGCCGAGAGCCAUGUUUGAACCAAGGAAGAUGCAUCGGGCCCGAUCGCUGCGCGUGUAUCUAUGGGUACACCGGAAGACGCUGCGAAACAGACUACCGAACAGGCCCCUGCUACACCAAAGUCAAAAACGGGCAGUGUCUUGUCCAUCUUCAGGGGGUAGUUUGCACGCGACAAAUGUGCUGCGCUACUGUCGGCAAAGGAUGGGGCCAUCCUUGCGAGAGGUGUCCUGCGAGACUUGACUGCGAAGUCGGGCAUCUCAAAAAUAAUCAAGGACAAUGUUUAGAUAUCAAUGAGUGCGAAGCAAUUCCUGGGCUUUGCGCGGGUGGAAAGUGUGUGAAUACUCCAGGAUCAUUCACUUGCGAGUGUCCAGAAGGCCAGGCAAGAGAUUUGGAGACCAAUGAGUGCACGGAUAAAAACGAAUGCGAGGAAGAAGGGAUUUGCAGCGAUGGAAAAUGCAUUAAUACUGAACGCGGGUAUUAUUGCGUUUGUAAUCCUGGAUUUAUUCAAAGUCAGGAUAGACGAUUUUGUAUAGAUGGACGUCAAGGGCUUUGUUACACGGCAGUAAAUCGAAAUGGACAAUGUAAAAACCGCUUGGAAAUUCGGCUGAGUAAAAAAGAUUGUUGUUGUGGUAAAAAUAUGGGUCGUGGUUGGGGUGACGAGUGUUACAAAUGUCCUCUUGUCGGAACUAAUGAACAUCACAAGCUCUGCUCAGAAGCUCCAAGCAUCGCGAUAAAUGAAUGCGUUCUCCGACCGGACAUCUGCGGGGGAGGAAAAUGUAUCGACACCCCCGAUGGCUACGAAUGCGAGUGUCUUCCAGGAUAUGUAAAAUUAAAUGGCAGAUGCGAGGACGUGGACGAGUGCCAGCAGGACUAUUGUCAGGGUGGAACGUGUCAGAAUUUGCCUGGAAGUUUUCUUUGUCACUGUCCUACGGGAUUUGUCGUUUCUGGAGAAGGAAGAUAUUGCAGCGACCACGAUGAAUGUCAAGAUACAGGAAUGUGUACGAAUGGUCACUGCACAAAUAUGAACGGUUCAUUCAAAUGUAAAUGUAACGACGGCUACGUUCUUUCGCCGUCCAAGAACACGUGUAUCGACAUCAACGAGUGUUCAGAAAAUCCAAGAAUUUGUUUAAAUGGAAGAUGCGAAAACACGCCUGGUUCCUAUCACUGCGUCUGUCAAUCGGGAUUCACACCCUCAAGGGACAACACUUUUUGCGUUGAUAUGGACGAGUGUUCGACCACCGGGAUGUGCGACAACGGAAAGUGUGUUAAUAUGGAGGGGUCUUUCAAGUGCGUUUGUGAUUCUGGGUUCAGAUUGGGACCCGACCAAAGUCACUGCAUAGAUAUUGACGAGUGUCUGAGCUCGCCGUGUCAAAACGGCCGAUGCAAAAACACGCCCGGAAGUUUCAGGUGCGAAUGUAACCCUGGUUUCAACUUGGGACCGGAUGGUAGAUCAUGUUUAGAUACCCGGCGAGAUUUAUGUUACUCGCAGUACAAAGAUGGCCAGUGUUUGAAUCCGACGUCUACGGCAGUGACUAAAUCUAGUUGCUGCUGCUGUACUGUCAUUUUAGGACAACCUCUAGGAUGGGGAAGUAAUUGUCAGGCUUGUCCAAUGCCCAGGACUCCAGAGUUUGAGUCUUUGUGUCCUCAUGGCGCUGGAAUGACUUACAAUGGAGAUGACAUAAAUGAAUGCGCUCAAAAUCCAAACAUAUGUCUCAAUGGUGGAUGUGAGAAUCUCAUGGGCACCUACCGUUGCAUUUGCGACAACGGCUACCAAUUAGACGCGACCGGGAAGCUAUGCAGCGACAUAAACGAAUGCGAAUUAGAAAGCUCGCUAUGCUCAGGCGGUCAGUGCAGAAACACCCCAGGAAGUUUCCAGUGUGUGUGUCCAACUGGUACCCGGUUCAACACACAAAAUCAGAUGUGCGAAGAUGUCGACGAAUGCGAAGAACUUGGCGCUGAUGUUUGUAUCAAUGGAAUCUGCAUAAACACCAAAGGCUCUUAUCAGUGCGAAUGUACUAAUGGGUAUAUUCUUGAUAACACGGGUCAUAUUUGUAUGGACAAUCGAAGAGGCUCAUGUUGGACAAAAAUGGUCGACGGAAGAUGUGAAAACAAUUUCCCCAGACUAGCACUGAAAUCCGAGUGCUGCUGCUCAGUCGGAGUCGCUUGGGGAAGUCCUUGCGAGGCUUGCGACUACUCCUUCUGUGACUGUUCUAAAGGAUACGCGAAAGUUGACGGGAAAGCUUGCGCUGACAUCAACGAAUGCGAGUUGAACAGUGGAAUUUGUAAAGGAGGUGGCACCUGCGUCAAUACUGAUGGAUCUUAUCGCUGCGAAUGUCCUCCAGGACUUACUCUGGACCCUACACACUCAGCUUGUAUCGACACUAGACAAGAAACCUGCUACAUGGACUACCGCCACGGCCAGUGCACGUCUCCAAUAGAGGGUCAAUUUUCAAAGAGUAUCUGCUGCUGCUCUGUGGGCCGAGCGUGGGGCAACGACAAGUGCGAGCUGUGUCCGAAACAAGGCACUCAGCAGCACGCAGAGUUGUGUCCGAAAGGAGAGGGCUUCACCGACAGACAGGACAUCAACGAAUGCGUGGAGUUCCCCGGGAUGUGUUUGAACGGAAGGUGCAAGAACUCCAUCGGGUCUUACAGCUGUCGCUGCAAUCAGGGCUACGCUCUGGACGAAAACGGGCUCAAGUGCAACGACAUCGACGAGUGCGAGAUCAUGCGCGGAGUCUGCGGGAAUGGAACCUGCGUCAACACUCCAGGAACUUUCCAGUGCGACUGCAACGAGGGAUUUCUUAGCAGCGAGAUCAUGAAAAUCUGCAUGGACGUCAACGAGUGUGAAGAAACUCCCGGGCUGUGCCGCGGUGGGACUUGCAGGAAUAUUGAAGGAGGCUUCAAGUGCAUCUGCCCUCCAGGUCACGAGUUAAGUCCAGACAAGCAGUCCUGCAAGGACAUUGAUGAAUGCUCCAGGACCAGCGGAAUCUGCUCGAACGGCGUCUGUGAAAAUAUGAUGGGAACUUAUCAGUGCAUCUGCGACGACGGGUUCAGGCAAACUGGGAUGAAGUCCCACUGUGAAGAUAUCAAUGAGUGCGCUGUCGGCAAUGGCGGCUGCGAAGAUAUUUGUGUCAAUACUCCUGGUAGCUUCUCUUGUGCUUGCAGCGCUGGAUUUGGACUGAAUCUUGAUGGAAGAACCUGCGCGGAUAUUGAUGAGUGCAAAGACAAUCCUAGGAUAUGUAAUGGAGGACAGUGUUCUAAUUUACGCGGGUCUUAUUCUUGCCAUUGUACUGGGGGGCUUUUGCCUGGAAAGGAUGGAACUUCUUGUAUAGAUAUUGAUGAAUGUGUUACCCAACCGCGAGUUUGUGGUUUCGGAGAGUGCAGAAAUACCAUCGGUUCCUUCGACUGCCGGUGUGAGGACGGUUAUUCAGUAAAACCAGACGCUGGACCCGAUUGUACGGAUGACGAUGAGUGUUUACUGAACGCUUAUUCCUGCAGCGAGUUUGCUAAUUGUCGCAACACUCCUGGAUCUUAUGAGUGUACUUGCCACGACGGAUUCACUGGAAAUGGAAUCGAGUGCAGAGACAUCAAUGAGUGUCUUGUUAAUAACGGCGGGUGUGAUGCUAAUGCUCAGUGUAUUAACACCGAAGGUUCUUUCAAGGUAAUUAUAAUUAUACUAUUAAUUAAAAUGACAAUUAUUGAGAUUGGAUUUCGCGGAGAUGGCUACUCGUGUCGGGACAUCGACGAGUGCACCAACGACCCUUCGCUGUGUGAAAAUGGACACUGUCUGAACUACCCCGGGUCCUUUAGGUGCGAGUGUGAGAUGGGAUUCAUGCACCCGGAAGAAAAUAAUGAACAAGCUUGUAUUGAUAUAAAUGAGUGUGAGAUGUUUCACAAUUUGUGUGUUUUUGGCAAGUGUGAAAAUAUAUUUGGGAUGUUCCGGUGCGAGUGCGACGAGGGCUACAAGUUGGAUGGCUCUGGAGGAAAUUGCACGGAUAUUGAUGAGUGUGAAAGCCCUCAGGCUUGUCAGUAUGGUAAAUGCGUUAACACUCAGGGUAAAUAUCGCUGCGAAUGUCCGCCGAAUCAUGAACUUGUUGAAGCUGGCAAUGCUUGUGUUGACAGACGAGAAUCAUUCUGCUACACCGGUACAGAAAACCUAGGCGGGCGUCCCCAGUGUAUCUUCGACAUGUCAUCAUCAGUAACAAAAGCAACAUGUUGCUGCAGCAUCGGAAGCGCGUGGGGAACUCGUUGCGAGCAGUGCCCUGAAAUCGGUAGCAAAGAAUUCGAAGAACUCUGCCCAGGAGGUCUAGGCUACCGACCGAACAGCAUCACGGUAGUUCUAGAAGACAUAAACGAGUGCGAGGAGCACGAGAACAUUUGCCAGAACGGGCACUGCACCAACACCUUUGGGAGUUUCAUGUGUUCCUGCAACGAAGGAUACAUCCUCGACCCGACCAAGACCAGCUGCACAGACAUCGACGAGUGCGCUCUGCACCCGCAGAUCUGCGGAGUCGGCUACUGCAUAAACGACCAAGGAAAGUACCACUGCGAGUGUCCAGAAGGCUACAUGUCCAUGCCGGGGGGAAAAGAGUGCGUGGACAUGCGAAAAGAGCUCUGCUACAUGAACUACGAAGACAGACAGUGUUUCAACCCGAUGGUCCAUCCCCAGACCAAGAUGCUCUGCUGCUGCUCAAUGGGCGCCGCCUGGGGAUCUCCCUGCGAAAGAUGUCCAGGCGAGCGGACCCGCGAGCACGAGAUCCUCUGCGGAAUGGUCCCCGGGCAGAUAAUGAACCCGAUCACAAAUCACACCGAAGAAAUCGACGAGUGCGCGCUGAUGCCCACGAUGUGCACUCACGGGCGCUGUUUAAACACCCCCGGGAGCUUCGAGUGCCAGUGCGACAUCGGGUACAUCUACGACGAGGACUCUCACCAGUGCAUCGACGAGAAUGAAUGCCAGCAAACUCCAAAUCCUUGCGCAGGAAACGCGCAGUGCGUGAAUUUACAGGGCAGCUUUGAGUGUCGCUGCCCAGCGGGGUACAAAUUAGGGAUUUCCCAGCGGAGCUGCAUCGACAUCGACGAGUGCUACGAGCGCCCUGGAAUCUGUUCCAACGGAGUCUGCAAUAAUCUCCAAGGUUCCUUCCAGUGCGUGUGCCAUUUAGGCUACGCUCUGACCCGGGACCGGGAUUUCUGCGUGGACAUUGACGAGUGCCAAAGAAAUCCAAAUAUCUGCAACAACGGAACCUGCGUCAACACUCUAGGCUCUUAUAAAUGUCAAUGCUACGACGGGUACAAACUUUCUCCAAACAACGACUGCGCAGACAUUGACGAGUGCAGAGUAAUGCCUUUCCUCUGCAGGAACGGCCGCUGUAAAAAUUUAGUCGGUUCUUUUGUCUGCGAGUGCGCUGAUGGAUACACUUUAGCGCAAGAUGGCCAGCACUGCCGCGAUAUUGAUGAGUGCCAAGAAAUCCCUGGGCUCUGUCCUUCUCCCGGAAAGUGCCAGAAUUUAAUGGGCUCUUACAUCUGCAGCUGCCCUCCAGGGUACGAACUGGACACUUCGAAGAAGAGGUGCGUUGAUGUUGACGAGUGCGUUGAUACGAAGAACAUCUGCGAGAACGGAAAGUGCAUUAAUACUGACGGCGGAGUGAUCUGCGAGUGCCCGGAAGGGUUUAAGUUGAGCGACAAGUGGAACUCGAUGACCUGCGUUGAUGUUCGGGAGGAACAGUGCUACGAUCGCUUCCGCAGAGGACAAUGCUUGGCGCCAAGGAUAGGAGAGAUGACCAGGAAACAUUGCUGCUGCACGAUGGGCAAGGCUUGGGGGAGAAACUGCGAGACUUGUCCGAGGGAACACUCGGAGGAAUUCAAGCGGCUUUGUCCUGAAGGCUCGGGGAGAGACGACACGGGGGUGGAUUUAAAUGAGUGUCUUUUUAUGCCUGAUGCUUGCUCAGGCGGGGACUGUAUAAAUACUGACGGGUCUUUUAGGUGCGAGUGUCCUCCAGGGUACACUUUAGACGACACCGGGAGAAGAUGCGUGGAUUUAAAUGAAUGCUUGCACAACCAGAACGUCUGCGGGAACGGAAGCUGCGCGAAUGUUGAAGGAGGGUUCGAGUGUUCCUGCGCGAACGGAUUCGCGCCUGGAGUGAACCAAGUUUGUGAAGACAUCAACGAGUGCUUGGAACUCGGGAACCAGUGCGCAUUCCGCUGCCACAAUGCUCCGGGGUCUUUCAGGUGCAUUUGUCCGUACGGGUACAUCUUGGCUGCUGAUGGAAGACACUGCAUUGAUGUUGACGAGUGCUCGACUCCGGCGAAUAAUUGCAAGUUCCAGUGCAAGAACUUGAUCGGGUCUUUUAUGUGCAUCUGCCCGCCUGGAUAUCAGCAGAUUGGAAUGACUGAUGAGUGUAAAGAUGUUGAUGAAUGCUCGGUCAAUUCAGGGCUCUGUAGGAAUGGUCAGUGUAUUAAUUUGGAGGGAAGCUAUCAGUGCAGGUGCUAUGAGGGCUUUGAAACGAGUGGGGAUGGAAAGUCUUGUGUUGAUAGGAGGGUUGGCUACUGCUUCUUGAGGACUGUUAGUGGAAGGUGCUCUGCUAGGACCUCGGAGUUGAAGACCGUGACCAAGGCUGAUUGUUGCUGUACUAUGGGAGCUGCCUGGGGACCUCAUUGUGAAUUGUGUCCCUCAAGGGACUCGGAUAAUUAUAAUGAACUUUGUUUGGAUAAAGGGUUCUCGGUUGAUGGGCAGGAUAUUGAUGAGUGCACGGCUAUUCCUGAUUUGUGUCGGAAUGGAAUGUGUAUUAAUACUCUGGGGUCCUUUAGGUGUGUUUGUAAUAAGGGGUACAAGGCUGAUAAAGCUGGAACUCAUUGUUUAGAUGUUAAUGAAUGCGAACUGACGCCCAGCCCUUGUAAAUUUAAUUGUCAAAACACGGAAGGUAGUUUCAGUUGCUCGUGUCCAGUUGGAUUUAUUUUGAAUCCUGACGGCGUUGGCUGUCGCGAUCUUGAUGAAUGCGCUACUGGGAAUCAUCUUUGUCAGCAAAAGUGUAUCAAUACUGAAGGAAGCUAUACUUGCGCUUGUAGAGAUGGAUACACUCAGCAUGGUGAUGCUUGUCAUGAUAUUAAUGAGUGUGAUGAAGCUGGAACGUGUCCAAAACCAGGAACCUGUAUCAAUACUCUAGGGAGUUUCAAGUGUAUUUGCCCACGUGGCUUCAAAUUAGACCGCACUGGACGUUUCUGUACGGACAAUAAUGAAUGUGCUGAUGACAGUAAUUGUGAACAUGGCUGUCAAAACUUAAUGGGAGCAUUUAGAUGCAAUUGUCCAGAAGGAUUCAUCCAACAUUUAUAUUACAAUCAAUGUAUCGACGAAAAUGAGUGCAAUAAUUCACCUUGUGGAGAUAGUGUUUGUAUAAAUACUAUCGGAAGUUAUAAAUGUGGAUGUCCAGACCAUUAUCAGUUUGAUAAUGACUUACAGAUUUGUGUUCAAGUCAGUCCAGGAUGUUUUGGAAGCCCUUGUGCCUUCGGAUGCACAUCCAGUGGGUCCAGUAAUUUCUUAUGCGGUUGCCCGUCAGGUUAUCAGCGUAUUGGACAGGGUCACUGUCUUUCUACAAUAAAUCCAAUAGCCACUGGUAAUUAUGGAGAAGAAAUAGGAAAUGUACCAACAUUUGUUAUUGGUCCAGAUCCUUAUCAUAUACCUCCAGCUGGCGAUAAAAUUAUUUCUUCUGAAGGUUGCUUCUCUUGCAAGCUCAAUGGAAGAGAACGACAAAGAAGAGGAACAAAAUUACAAUCUAAUCAAACAAUUAAUGCUAAUUACUCAAAAUUUAGACACGCUAGAGGAUUAAAUAGAAGAACACCUUUAAUGAGACGCUCAGCAAGACACCAUCAUGGAGAAACAUAUACCAUGAAGAUGACAUUACGUCAGACAAAGCAUAAAAUGAGAAUUAUUAAAUUACAGCCAGCAAUUAAAAAUGAAAAAAUGGAAUAUUCGAUAGUAAAAGGCAACAAAAACAACCAAUUCGAGUUGGUCAAAGACCGCGGUGGCAUCUGGGGCCUGCAUUUCAAGAGUCGUCUCAAAAGGUCGGGAGAAUUCCGCGUGGUAAUUCACGGGGUGCCGGCCAACGGAAUCACUGCCGCUAACGAAGUAUGGGAAAAGCCUCUGACAUUUAGAGUACACAUUGUCGUCACGGAUUGA